Messenger RNA from Patiria miniata (bat star), 1921 nucleotides. Its product is annotated as histidine-rich glycoprotein-like. NCBI's taxonomy places the organism in Eukaryota, Metazoa, Echinodermata, Asteroidea, Valvatida, Asterinidae. The coding region runs from base 60 to 1847 and encodes 595 amino acids. The transcript is spliced from 7 exons. Gene Ontology annotation, biological process: RNA stabilization. The record is from RefSeq and is a predicted model, not a curated record. Gene Ontology annotation, molecular function: zinc ion binding; RNA binding.
GUGAGUGGUGGUAGUUGUGACUGAAAUUUAAAGAAGAUUUUUCUCAUAACUUUCAAACUAUGUCCGGAUACCACCAAGGGAAGCAUGGAGACGGAGAAAGGAGUCGACAGAGGGUUGGACAGGACGAUGAGACACCGGCUCUGUACAACAUUUUUCGUGGAGAGGUUGCCUCCAUACAGCCAUACGGAGCUUUUGUGAAGAUCCCAGGUUUUCGCAAAAAUGGUCUGGUCCACAAGACGCAGAUUUCCUCGACCAGAGUAGAAGAUGUUUCUGAAGUGUUGGCGGUUGGGGAUCGUGUCUUCUGCAAAGUCAUCUCUCUUGGGGAUGAGGAUAAUCCAAAGAUUUCAUUGUCCAUGAAAGUAGUGGACCAAGGCCAGGGCAAGGAUUUGGACUCAAAUCUCGUCCAGACGAAACAAGAGGAACAACGCAGAAAGAAAGGCCGAGCGUUCGUUCAGCCAAAGAUUGAAUUAGGAGCCGUCUUCAACACUGUCUGCAAAAAAUGUGGAACUAAAGGACAUUUAGCCAAAGACUGUUUCCGGACACCCGGAGGUAAAACCUACGAUCUGUUGCCUGAUGAUGAUGCGAUACCUCCACCGGAUGUUAAUGAAAUACCCACGUCAUCGCCGCAGAAAAAGAAAAAGAAGAAAAAGGGUAAAAAGAAGAAAUCUAAAAAGCACCGACGCCGCUCCGUAAGUUCCGAUUCCUCAGAAUGUGAGAGUGAUUCUUCCAGCGACAAACACCCUGACAAACGCCAUCAUAAACACCGUCGUACAUCAAAGGAAGGCAAAGAGAAGCUACAGAAGCAUCAACGUCGUCGAUCACCACAUUCUGAUUCUUCAGACAGCGGAUCGGGUAGUGACAGACACCCUGACAAACACUCCCAUAAACACCGUCGUACAUCAGAGGAAGGCAAAGAGAAACUACAGAGGAAGCGCCGUCAUAGAUCACCACAUUCUGAUUCCGAUAGUGACAAAUACCCCCAUAAACCCCCUCAUAAACACGGCGCUACGUCAAAGGAAGGCAAAGCAAAGUUAGAGAGGUAUCCUAGUCCUGAUGCAACAGACAGUGGAUCAGCUAGUGACAGACACGCUGAGAAACACCCCCAUAAACACCGUCAUACAGCAAAGGCGGGCAGAGAAAAGCAUCAUCACCGGUCGCCUAGUCCCAAUAACGCAUCCAGUGACAGAUACCCUCACGAACACCAUCAUACAUCAAAGGAAGGCAGAGAAAAGCAACAUCACAGGUCCUCUAGUCCCCAUAACACAUCCAGUGACAGACACCCUCACGAACACCAUCAUACAUCAAAGGAAGGCAGAGAAAAGCAUCAUCACAGGUCCUCUAGUCCCCAUAACGCAUCCAGUGACAGACACCCUCACGAACACCAUCAGACAUCUAAGGAAGGCAGAGAAAAGCAACAUCACAGGUCCUCUAGUCCCCAUAACGCUUCCAGUGACAGACAUCCUCACGAACACCAUCAGACAUCAAAGGAAGGCAGAGAAAAGCAUCAUCAGAGGUCCUCUAGUCCCCAUAACGCAUCUAGUCACAAACACCAUCACACUUCCACAGAUAAACAUGAAAGCCUGGCUGAGAGACCGAAGAGGAGAAGACACACAAACCCUCACUCAGAUGGCAGUACAUCUAGUGACGAAGACCUCCAUAGACAUGGACCCAAACCCCGCCAGGCAUCGAGUGACAGACACCCACCAUCACAGAGUAAGACAGAACAUGAGCGGAGAAAGGAACACGACGGUCACGCUUCUAGACAGCGUGCCGAACCCAGACACGAAUCAAUUCAUGAAAAAGGUCAUAAUCAUAGGAAUGAAAGUUCAAAAUAUAAACACAGAUAGCUAUUCGUAAGAUGGAAUUUUGCAUCGGGUGAUGUAAAUCAAAUUAGGUUUUGCCUUUCGCCGAUGUAUAAACA